Molecule: messenger RNA, 2586 nt
Organism: Cylicocyclus nassatus
Lineage: Eukaryota; Metazoa; Nematoda; Chromadorea; Rhabditida; Strongylidae
Source: the annotation of a GenBank genome assembly
AUGGUAUAUAUCGCUUCAACGAAUACAAAUGACAGCGAAAAAGGACCAAAAAUUUUUGGAGUUCGUAAGCAUCACAAACCAGUUGAGAUAGUUGGCAACAGAGAAACAUAUCUUACUGUUUUUGGCAGAAAUCUUCCUUCAAAUGGUUAUUUUCUAUCAACAACAGAUCGCUGCGAGGACUCCAGAAGAAUGGAUAUUUUCGACAAAAAGGUUAUACUACUGGCAACGGAUGCAGUUUUUGAAAAUGCAGUCCGUCUGCAUGUACCCGACGGCAUUCCCUUAUCAGAAAAAUACCCGAGUUUUCAAAUUUGUCAUGAUAAUGCAACUUCUAUGGACAGAAUGGAUGACAUAUGGGCGCAGCUCUACCGAAACACACUUAAGAAGCUCUUUAUGUACAGCGCUGUGUUAUACCAUCACGAAAAUGUCCACACAAAAGUUGUGAUGCUUCAAGUGACUGCAAAACAAACUGAACUACCUAUAACGACAUGGGCCAUAGUACUCAUCUGCACCGUUACUCUUAUCAUUUCGGGCUAUUGUUCGGGCACCAAUUUUGCUUACAUGAGAAUGAGCAUUAAUGAUAUGGCAUUGAUAAUGGAAAAUGGUCAAGAACCUCAUAAGACACACGCUCGAAAAAUAUUCAAGUAUCGCAAACAGUCAAACUGGCUUAUUUGCACAAUGGCAGCCAUGAACAUACUUGUGAAUACAAUUUUCACACUUGGAAUCAGUUGGCUUGUUGAACCUACUGCAUACGGUGACAUAUUGAAAUUUGUUAUCCCAACGAUUAUGAUUGUCAUGUUAGGAGAAAUUGUACCGCAGUCAAUCUGUAAUCGCUUUGGUCUUGAAAUAGCAGCAUCAACAAGACACAUAACACUUCUUCUAUUCAUUAUUUGCGCUCCCGUGGCCUACCCACUCAGUAGAAUUAUCGACUAUGUUCUCGGCAGGGAAGUCCGUGAGAUUUAUUCUGAAGAGAAACUGGAAGCAUUGAUCAAAGUACAAUCAAAGCAGAUGGAAGAAGCGGCACAAGGAGACAUUCUUGCCAGAAUAGCAGACUUUCCUAAAAAGAAGGUAGAGGAAAUGAUGACACCGAUAGAAGACGCUUUUAUACUGAGCAGCAGUGACACACUGGAUCAAAAGCUCCUGGCAGCCAUUUUGGAGAAGGGCUAUACAAGAAUUCCUGUAUAUGAAGAAAGAAACAAGGCAAAUAUUAGCACCGUGCUGAACGUGAAGGAUCUUGCCACUUCAACGAUAGAUCGAAAUUGGAAGGUCAAAGAUGUAAUCAGCCAAUGCGAUGAUGCUCGCACACAGAUGCGAUUUGUCUUGGCUUCGCAAAAAGGAGAAGCAGUCAUGCAGGAAAUGAUGAAAGGGGAGCACCACCUUUGUGGAGUGAUACGGUUUGCUUAUGGUCGGUACAAAAUUGUUGGUAUCAUCACCUUUGAGGAUGUGAUCGAAGAAGUUUUUGGAGAGAUAGAGGAUGACUCCGAUAAGUUGUGGAACAGUCGCCGCGCAGGAAUUCAUAAAGAUCAGCAAACUCUUGAUUGGUUUCGUGAGACAGAAGAAGAAAGAGGUCCAGCUCUUCCCGUAAAUGCAAUGCUGAAACUCAUACAGACUAUAUUUGCUGUAUGUCCGUUAUUCGCUUCACUUGGGUACGAUAUUUGGAAGAUGAAAGGUUUGUUAGAUGUCAAAAAGUUGAAGUUCGCAGACGAAGAUGAUAUAAUAAAAAUCAAAGAUAGUCAAAGGAUGGUCAUUUUCUAUAGUGGCACGAUAUCCGUACACAGCGGAAAAGUCGCAAUGUACAGACUUGAUGCCAACCGUGCCGAUUUUCGGCCAUACAUAUGGGGAAAGUCGAUAGUGAAACAUUUGUUUAAGAAACGUUUGCACUCACUGUCGUGCUUGGGAGAGCCACUGGGACAUAGGACAUAUGCAGCUUCUCCAGAAAUAAGGUGUUUGAGCAAAGUUGCUUACUAUGAGAUUACAACUAAUGAUAUUAUAGAAGGACUUCGUGAACCAGAUGAUGUUGGCUACGGUUAUUAUAGACAAUAUAAUACAACGAACAGUGAGAGCCGCAAAGAACUAAACAUCAUCAUACCGAAAAUGGAAGCAGAAAGUACUCAGCUUUCGUACUCACACAACAUCACCCCGAAACAGAGCAUGGAUAGAGUAACUAGCGUAGUAACUAACAAGUUCGUCAAACCAUCCGAACUUCGCAGCCGUAUAGAACGUUUACAGAAGGACGUCGGUGCUAGUCCUCAAGUAUCAGUGAUAGUAACUCCAGAAAAGCCUGAUAUAACAACUGCAAGAGAGCUAGUUGUACGACCCGGACCACCGUUGAAAAGUAUGGCUUCUACGCCUACACAAAAAUCAAAACAGCAAGACGGUGGUAAAUCAUCGUCCGGAAGAGUAGCUACGAAGGGUACAAAGCAUUAUGAAAGGCAACCUCUAAACACUGGUAAAAAAGCCAAGACUCCCACUAAAGCCAAAGAGGAUCAACAACCAAAUUCGAACGAAAAUGCAAACUAUGGCAAGAAAUUGAAACUAACCAGAAGAAAAAAGUUUUUGGCACAAAAUGUAAGAAGAAGACAUUAUUGA